Molecule: messenger RNA, 661 nt
Organism: Solanum verrucosum
Lineage: Eukaryota; Viridiplantae; Streptophyta; Magnoliopsida; Solanales; Solanaceae
Exons: 2
Coding region: 26-532 (168 amino acids)
Biological process (GO): nucleoside triphosphate catabolic process
Molecular function (GO): nucleoside triphosphate diphosphatase activity
Source: RefSeq, a predicted model, not a curated record
UCUUCUUCUUCUAAGAAUUAUUACUAUGUUAUCAUUAGUUCACUUUUAUGGUUAUAAUAUUCCUCCUUUUUCACAUGUCAAGAAAUUUUCUCCUUUAAAAUCCAAGACAAGAGCCUUUGGUAUCUUUGCAAGCAACAAAUCUCAUAUUUACUUAGCCAAUAUGGAACAAGAAAGAGAUCAAGAGAGAUCAAUGGAUAUUAGUCUUAAAGACCUCUCUAAGCAACUUGAAGAUUUUGCUAAGGUUAGAAAUUGGGAGAAGUAUCAUAGCCCUAGGAAUUUGCUACUUGCCAUGGUAGGUGAAGUAGGGGAGUUAUCAGAAAUAUUCCAAUGGAGAGGAGAAGUGGAUAAAGGGUUACCAAAUUGGGAAGAAUCAGAUAAAGAGCAUCUUGGUGAAGAGUUAUCUGAUGUUUUGCUUUAUCUCAUUAGAUUGGCUGAUAUUUGUGGCAUUGAUCUUGGUGAUGCUGCUGCUAAAAAGAUUCUCAAGAACUCUAUCAAAUAUCCUGAGCCCAAAACGAAGCGAGAAUUCAUAUAGUCGAUCUCAAUAACAAUUAUUAUUAUUGUUUGUUUUUUUACCAAGUGUGUAUCAUGAUGAGAAGUUUUUUAUUUGGUGGAUCAUUUUGGUGAUACUAGAAAUAAAAAAAUAUAUACAACUUAUUAUAUA